UUGUGGGCUGUGGCAACACGCGGGUUGCAGGCAAAAUGACACAUACAGUUAUGUCAUACCAUACUGGCCCGUGGACAUGAAACCGUAGGCCCAGCACGACCCACAUUUUAUUGUGUCGGACCGUGCCGCAAGGCCCGCAACGCGGGCGGCACGACCGUUUUACAGCUCUGGACCGAAAGGCAUUCAAGAAAAGGAGUUGGAAGCAAAGAAGCCAUGUCCUCUUGAUUUAAAUACCAGCACUUGGGGGCUUCAGGUCAGGUCUAACCGAUUUAUAAUUCUCUCUCUCUCCUCGGGGUCUGGAAUCUGAAAAAAUGGAAGAGGCCCAGCAUUAAUGAUGGAUAUCUUGUCUGUUGUUAUCACAAGAAGAUAGGAGAUCAAUCGACACCCAGGAAAUUCACAGAAAGAAGAGAUCAAAUGAAAAGAGGAAGAGGAGGAAUGGAGGAGUCUGAGAUGAGGUCUGCCAUCGAGGAGCUUUCUUUGGUUGUCAAAGAUAAGCCAUCUGGUAUUAAUCCUGAUGCUGCAUAUCUUCCUACCAAGCCAUUUCUGUAUACCUGCAAUUUACUUAUUCAAGUACUGGAUAAGAUUGGACCAACAAUGGCGGUUUUGAGACAAGACAUACAUCAAAAUAUCCAGAAAUUGGAUAAGAUGUACGAAUCGGACCCAUCCGUUUACUCAAACGUGGUUGAGAUUUUGAAGAAAGAAGCAAGAGAAGGAAUUGCAAGAAAGCCCUCCAGCUGUUCAAGAGCCUUGGUUUGGCUGACAAGGUCAAUGGAUUUUACAGUAAAUUUGUUAGAGAAGUUAGAAAAGGAUGUGGCACAAAGUCUGGAGCAAGUGGUAGAGGAUGCGUACAUUACUACAUUGAAGCCAUGGCACGGAUGGAUUUCAUCCGCUGCUUAUAAGGUAGCUCUAAAGCUGAUCCCUGAGAGGAAAGCUUUCAUUAAACUUCUCAUUGCUGAGGAAGAAGACUAUGACAUGCUAAAAGAGGAAAUGCGGGAAUUGAUUUCAUUACUUUUACCUCUUCUAGAUGAUAUCCACUCCAUUCUGAGGAGUUUCCACCUGGACAAGUUAAAGGCUAAGUAAGGAGGGAGCAUAAAAACAAGGGCACACUAAAUUUCCUUUUCUAACAUGUACAGACAUCGGUUUCUUCUGGUUAAAAGUUUUGUUCAAUCUUCUCCAUUGUGUAAAUAUGUAUAAAUACGGUUUUGUCAGUUAUGUAUAAACUGAAUAUUGUAAACUAUGCAACUAAAUUUUGUAUCAAGGAGCUUGAUUGCAAGAGAACACCUUCCUUAAUGCAA
Molecule: messenger RNA, 1295 nt
Organism: Nelumbo nucifera (sacred lotus)
Lineage: Eukaryota; Viridiplantae; Streptophyta; Magnoliopsida; Proteales; Nelumbonaceae
Product: glycolipid transfer protein 3-like
Biological process (GO): intermembrane lipid transfer; ceramide transport
Cellular component (GO): cytosol; membrane; cytoplasm
Molecular function (GO): ceramide 1-phosphate transfer activity; ceramide 1-phosphate binding
Source: RefSeq, a predicted model, not a curated record